Staurois parvus is the source of this 321-nucleotide messenger RNA. Lineage: Eukaryota; Metazoa; Chordata; Amphibia; Anura; Ranidae. The record is from the annotation of a GenBank genome assembly.
UGAUUUUGCAUUUCCAAGGGAGAGGUCUAUAUGUAAACAACACAGAUCUCUCCACUGUCAGCAGCAACAUGCUGCUUUGUAUUGCUCUGCAUAGCAGAGCAAUACAAAGUAGCAUGCUUACAUAGUAAAACACACACAGUAAAACACACAUAGUUAACCCUUUGAUUGUCCCAGAUGUUAACCCCAUCCUGCCCAGUGUCAUUAGUUCAGUGUCAGUGCUUUUUAUUAGCACUGAUCACUGUAUUAGUGUCAAUGGGGAUGCCAGUGGCAGUCAGUCUCCCCCCCCCCCCCUCCAGUGCCACAAUUCCCGCAGAAGUCCUG